Malus domestica (apple) is the source of this 801-nucleotide messenger RNA. The record is from RefSeq and is a predicted model, not a curated record. Lineage: Eukaryota; Viridiplantae; Streptophyta; Magnoliopsida; Rosales; Rosaceae.
AUGAUGCGUGAGGAUUUGUCUUCAUUGAGCAAAUUAGAUGAUGGCAAUGAAAGUGAAUGUGUGUCAGAGGCAGGAGAUAUUCAGGAUCGGCCUCUUCACAGAAACAGGCCCAGUGAGAGUGGCAGCAUCCACUUGUUUCCUUCAGAGGGCAUUCAGCUCCAAUCCUAUGGGUUCUGGGGUCGUGACCCUGUUGCAUCCAAAGCAAUUUCCCCUGUUUCUCCCUUGCUAGAGGAAGUCAUAUCUCCUCUUUUCAGUGAUGCGAUCAUACAUGAGGACAAAAAGAAAGACAAUACGAUAAGGUUGCCAAAAUUCUUGGAGUACGGUUCAUGCAUGGUUCAUUUAGUUGUGUUUGGCAGUCUCCAGGGUUGGUUCUUUCUUGAUGGGGUCGUUGGGUGUUGUUUUCGAAGGAGAUAUAUCCUAUACGUCCGAUUAUUUGCCAUUGGAUUGUCAACCGGUUACUUAGGAAGCCUUACAACUUUCAGCGGUUGGAAGCAGAAAAUGCUUGAACUCAGUGCUGAAGGCCAUUGGGUGUUUGCUCUGCUCGGUUUUCUAAUAGGUUUGUUUCUUGCGGCCUACUCCAUCAUUUUCAGGGUAGAGACAGCAAAGGGUUUUAGGCAGCUUCUUGAUGGGAACUCAGUAUGUGGUGUCACUAGCUCUAGAAGGAGUUGGAGGGUUGACAGCCACAAGCAUCACUUGGUAUCUUUAGCUGUGUUGCUGUGGAUGCUAGGUUCUCUAUGGAGUGUGAGUGGAAUAAUGUUGAGAGAGGAAUUUAAAAGUGACAGCGGCGAGGUGCAACUGUAG